Xiphias gladius (swordfish) is the source of this 558-nucleotide messenger RNA. It is a transcript of the gene ggctb, whose product is annotated as gamma-glutamylcyclotransferase b. NCBI's taxonomy places the organism in Eukaryota, Metazoa, Chordata, Actinopteri, Istiophoriformes, Xiphiidae. Gene Ontology annotation, molecular function: gamma-glutamylcyclotransferase activity. Bases 1 to 558 code for a protein of 185 amino acids. The transcript has 5 exons. The record is from RefSeq and is a predicted model, not a curated record.
AUGGAGAAUAACCACACCUUCCUGUACUUUGCAUAUGGCAGCAACCUACUGAAGGAGCGGCUACAGCUCAAGAACCCAUCUGCAACUGUACACUGUGUGGCCAGGAUCAAGGACUAUAAAUUGGUGUUUGGGAACCAUAAAGGCCUUGCCAGUGACCGGUGGCAUGGAGGUGUGGCCACCAUAGAACACAGCCCAGGGGACGAGGUGUGGGGUGUGGUGUGGAGGAUGAAUAUGUCUGAUCUGGAGUCUCUAGACUGUCAAGAGAAUGUGACGUUAGGUGCGUAUAGUCCUUUGGAGUUAUCAGUGAAGUCAAAAGGCCAGGAGCUCAACUGUCGUACCUACAUAAUGAACAGCUGUGUGUAUGCCCCACCAUCGCCACAGUACCUACAGGUGAUUGUGAUGGGAGCAGAGCAGAAUGGCUUGCCAAAGGACUACCAGGAGAAGCUGAGAGCAAUCAAGACCAACAUGUAUGAGGGUCCACUACCCAUGAUGGCUGAACUGGAGAGAGCCAGAAGAAGAGCUAAAGAGAGGAAAAGUAAGCCAAUCUCAGAUCUUUGA